This is a messenger RNA of Boleophthalmus pectinirostris (great blue-spotted mudskipper), 1678 nucleotides long. Its product is annotated as cilia- and flagella-associated protein 251. The record is from RefSeq and is a predicted model, not a curated record. Lineage: Eukaryota; Metazoa; Chordata; Actinopteri; Gobiiformes; Gobiidae. Bases 359 to 997 code for a protein of 212 amino acids. The transcript has 4 exons.
UUUUUGAUUUGCGCUGUUUCUGUAAUGUUCUGACACCUCCUCAGUGGAUCACACCUUCUCUCACGCGUCUCAAUGCAAAUGCAAAUGUAAAGAAAAAACAUAGGUCAGUUCUGUCAGACGUUCCAAGAUAGUUCGCGCUGGAAACCAUAACUGCCUGCAAACUUCCUGUCGCUGCCCCCAUCUCAUGCAAACAGAUUGAAGUUUUUCCUGUGAGAGUCUCUGCUAAAUUAAUGCUACAUAAGGAAUUUUGUUUCUGACCAGCUGAUGUCAAUGGAUGAAACCAUUUAGGUGAUUGGAAAAAAGAAAAACUGGUGAAAAAGAAUAAUACUUCGCUUUGAUUAUAGAAAAAGAACUCAAAAUGGAGGAAAACGGUGAAAUCAUCAACAGAGUGUCCUACUCAACUAUCUGGGCUCUAUUCUUCUUUCUGGUUGUCCUCCUCAUCCUGCUGUUUUUCCUGUACAAGUACUUAAACAAGGAAGCGAAUGGAAAAUACACUGUCCAACGCAUUGUAUUCAGGGAAGGGGGGUUGCGGGAUAGGGCCAGAGACGCAACUGUUGCCAUGGGAAACCGCUUGGGAAUCCAGCUGUUGCGUCAUAGCGAUGCAGACCAGGAUCAAGAGAAUGACGAAGAUGAAGAGGAGGGGCAGGUGAAUUCAAAUGCAGACGAGAGAAGUGAUCAAGAGGACGCUGUGCAGGUUGAGAAAAGUGAUAGUGCAGCUGAACUCAACAACAUGAAGGGGAACUCUGAAGAACAAAACUCAGAAAAUGGCUCAGAUGAGGAGGAGCAACAGCCACUUCUUGGUGAACCUGAACCAGAGCUGAAGGCAGAGGCAGGUAAGACCGAGGAGCCAGCAGCAGAUGAAGCACAGGAGAAGGAGGAGGAGGAGAAAGGGGAGCCGAGUGGAGCUAUAGUUAUCAACCUAAACCAGUUUUCAGGCAGUGUCCUCUGGUCCGAAGAAGAUGCAGAUAAAGGAGUGGGUGAUGUAACAGCACUGUAAAAGCUAAAACAACAUGUAAACCAAAACAUGCAUUUUAUUGGACAUCAGGCUCAGGCAACAUUAGGGGUGAGACGAGGUACAUUUCCACAAGACGAGAUGAGACACGAGAUUGGAUCUACGAGAAUGAGACAAGACGAGAUUUUGACAUAAUUUAUGAUACAUACAUUUGAUUGAUUGAUUUACUUUAUUUAAAACUUCUGCUGUCAUUGUAGCAUCGUUUUUGGGACUAGAGCUUCUGAAAAAAUAUAACCAGUACAAUGUCAAUACUUAUUUUUUGUAUCCAAUCUAAACGUAAAAACAAGGGGGGAAAAUCUCACAAGAUAAUUUUAUUUAUGCGAGCACAAUUUUAUGACAUUUUUGUGUUGUGACACCAAUUCUUGAACCAUCCUUGGUCAACAUGUACAUUAUAUUGUCUAUAGUCAGCAAGUAUAAGUUCAUCCUCAAAACUAGUAGUAAUGGCUUAAAUUACCAGGUGCUUUUUUUUUUUUUUUUACUUUUUUAUUUUAUUUUCUAUAUUCAUGUAUAAUGUUUUAACAGUUUAACAGAGAAGUUGGUCUGGUGUAACGCUAUACUUGACAAACAAACUACAAAAUCUAACAACAUAUCUGACAUUGUAUUUUACACUUGACACUGUCUCUCUGUAGUAUUUUAUUUGUUGGCUAAAUAAACUUGUGUAUUCUU